Molecule: messenger RNA, 1665 nt
Organism: Pseudomyrmex gracilis
Lineage: Eukaryota; Metazoa; Arthropoda; Insecta; Hymenoptera; Formicidae
Product: RNA pseudouridylate synthase domain-containing protein 4-like
Exons: 5
Coding region: 412-1554 (380 amino acids)
Biological process (GO): pseudouridine synthesis
Molecular function (GO): pseudouridine synthase activity; RNA binding
Source: RefSeq, a predicted model, not a curated record
CGCUCUCACGCUUCUUUCUGUUAUCAGUAAAGUGCUUAGGGACAAGAUAGGAUUUACAGAAUGGCGUAUGGACUAGCUCUAAUCGGUUCAAGAGCCAUAUGCGCCCCAAACCAACCAAACCGGGACAAAUUAGGUUAGGAGUGCACAUGUCAACAACAAGAAAGCCGAUGUUGUAACUUUUUGUGCUAUUUUGUACGUACAUUGCUCACUUUUAAUUAAUAAAACUAUUUGUCGAAUUAACAUGGGAUGAACGAAUUGUCGUUUGUUUUUAAACAAGCAUAAAAAUUAUCUUGAAUUUGAUUUUCAUCAAGUAUCUCUUCGAUUAAAUGUUUGGAAAAUUAAACUUUCAAAGAUUUUUGUAAAAAAGAAAGGAAACACAAGAGAAAGAAAGAAAACUGUUUUGUGGAAAACAUGAGAAAUGCGAUAAAUUUCGCAAAUAGGCGAAUCGGCGAGUUCGCGGCAGCGUGUCGCACGUAUUGUAGACGAUAUUGCACCGCCAAUGAGGAGGAAUACAGGUUACCAAAAAAGAAGAAAAUAAUUCAUCCAUACCGCCAGAUUCAUCCGUGGGAGUCAAAAAAGGAAUUUGCAGAUAACUUAGUGAAGAAUGUUAUUUACAAUAAGGAUGGAUUAAUUGCAAUAAACAAACCAUAUGGCAUAGCUGUAAGUAAUAUCCAACAACAGAACCAACUUGAGAACAAGUCAAAAAGGUGUCACAUGAUUGUGGGAGAAGUAAAUUAUAGCAUAAAAGAUGUUCUCCUAUAUCUUGCAAAAGAAUUAGAUGUACCGCAACUAAUACCCUGUACAGGAGCAGAAAAAUAUAUGACUGGUAUCUAUGUCUUUGGAACUGAUGACAAAGUGUGCAAGCAAGUAGACAAAGCAAAAAAACGAAUAUCACAUGGGCUAUACAGAAAGUACUGGGUGGUUACAACUAGAGUUCCAAACACCAUCAGUGGAAAGCAUCACUUGGCAAUGAUUUUAAAAACAUCGCCAAAAGGAGGCAAAAAGCCCGUUAUCGUUACAAAAUGGUCCAACAACGCAAUCAAAAGAGAUGACGCUAAAAUUCUGAAUAUAAACUACAAGAUUCUAUCCAAUUCAACGUACAAUCUGAGUUCUCUGAUAGAAAUCGACGCGUCUACAAGAAAGUGGCAUAGCAUCAGACUGUUCGCAUCCACUAUGUUGUACAGUCCGAUUCUUGGUGACAAUUAUCACGGAUCGCGAGUUUACGAAAUGAUGGGAACGUGGAUGAAAGUUGAUCCGUUCGCUGAAUCCACUCUGAAUUUUCCGAAGAUAAACAAAGAAUUGUUAAAUUUGCUGAACGUGAGAGAAAGUCAACAAGAGAUUAUUCCAACUCACAUUCAUAUGAGAAGCAUGAUUUUACCUUCCUUCGGCGUGAAGAAGGAGGAUUUAAUAUUGGAAGCGCCGAUAAUCCAUCCUUUCGAUUGGACUUGCAAACAAUUGAUGUUCAAAAAUGUGUCGUACGCGGAUGAUGGUACGGAGCAAGAAACAGUAAAUAAUAACGAAGUAGUAACAAAAGCAGAGACAAUAUGUGGAUAACACACGAAACAAAUAGGUAGUUAACACACAACAAUUGUUUCGUUAUAAGUUACAAUUGUAAUAAAAAAACGAUAUUCAAUUGACUAACAAGUAAAUGUGUAUUUGUUGUUA